UCUGUCGUCAUCCCGUCACCAGACCUCCGCCCGUCCCCCCUCCAGUCUCAGUGCUCUGAGGAGUCCUGCCCAGACCUGGAGUGCGCCAUCUGCUUCAGCCAGUUCAACAACAUCUUCCGCUGUCCCAAGAUGCUUCAGUGCAAGCAUACGUUCUGCCUGGAGUGCCUGGCACGCAUCAACGUCAAGUCGGCUCACCCCAACACCAUCCAGUGCCCGCUGUGCCGUGGACUCACACCGCUGCCUGCCCUCGGGCUGCCCAGACUGGCCACGGACUCAGACGUGCUGUCUUACCUGCCGGCCGCCAUGCAGAGAGUCUACAGCAUCCGCUUCAUCCGCAACAAAGGGAAGCUGCAGGUCAAAAGGUCAGCUGAAGGUCGUCAGAGGUCGCUGGCAUCUCUGAGGUCAGUGAACCGAUCUCUAGACGUGGGGCUUCCCAGCCCGCCCGCUGGGGGUCGCGCUGAGGCGAGCGGCGUGGGCGGAGCUCUAUUCAGACUGACUGGCCGGCCGGCGUGCCGAGCCUUCCUCCUGAUGUCUGUGGUAUUGAUGAUGGUGCUGCUGAUGGGCAUCAUCAUCUUCCUCCUCACCUACAAACAUCCGUGAGUGACAUCACAUCCUGUCUUCCUCCUGCUUUUUAUUUCUCUGAUGGAAAAACGCAUCGAACAGUGAAAUUCCAGUUUUGUCUGAAUCCAGUUAAUGAGCAACAUCUGUUUAAAAGAUGAAAACUGAUCCAGAUGUGCAAUAAAACCCAUCGUUUCCAGGCUGCUGUGCAACAAGCGGCAUUUAACUCGCUGAUGCAUCCAAAGCCAAGACACAGAGGAGGAGCUGCACUUAACAAAACACCCACACCUGAGCAGUGGGCUUUCAUCUGCUUCAUAACAUUUAACUUGUGCAAACAUUUCAGAUAAUGACGUAGAUUCGGUCAGGCUUCUUGCUUAUUUUAGGUUCAUUCCUCAAAAUUAAAGUACGCAAUGACAAUCAUGUAAGAGCGGCGGUGGGAAAGUGUCGGGGAAACUGAGAAGCAGUGGACUUGAAUCUGCAGUACUUGUGCCAAAAUCUUUAAAUGAUUAGCUAUCCGUUUUCAGGUGGAACUUCCUGCUCAGUUUUAUUGGCUCAAGUCACAAAAUGGCGGUCAGGUAACAGAGGAGGAGUGAACUUUAAUCUGCCUCACAGGACAGCAGAGCUGCAGUUAAUCACCUCAGGUUUGAGGGGAAAAAACAUAAACCACUCCUCAAGGUUUUGAAUGUCAGGUUACAAAUGGCAGGCUGGUAAUACAAGAUGCUGAAGUUCACUUGAUGGCAAAGAAGAUAAGUGAUGCUUUACAAAAAAUAGAUUGAGGUUUAUUAUAUGAACAACAGGCCAAGGUGCAGCUGCAGAUCAACUGAAACAUGAAUCUACUGUCACUGACCUGGAAUAAGGCCUGUGACCUGCCUGUAGUUUUGUUCCCCCUCACUCCAAACAUGACAUUAUGUAAACUUGUCACCAGGUGGCGCCUUCUCCUUCAUAUUCCCCUGUUUGUACUUGUUCUGGCAGCUUUCAGCACUUUAAAAAGAACCCAGCCACUGAAUGUUUACAUGCGUGUGUGUGUGUGUGUGUGUGUGUGUGUGUGUGUAUUAUGUCUUUACCUGCUUGUUUAUGUUAGUCUAUUUCCUGUUGUUGGAGCUGCAGCUCUGCCCCCGGCCUUAACCAAACGUUGUAAACCAAAGCCAUGCAAAUGACUUGAGUUACAGAUCUGCCGCAGCCAGCUGAGCAGAGGUCAGUGGAUUUUCAUAGAUGCUGAAACAUUAUGUGGAGGUGGCUUUGUUACAAAGACGAUGUAACUGAUCACAAGGAUUAGUUCAGCCAAAUUACAAAAGGAACGUUUCCACUAAAUGCAGAUGGCUUUGGUUUUAUUUUUAUUAACAAUGGAGAUAAAUAGACUUGUUUGGUGUUAAAAACAUCACAUCUUCCCAGAAAUGGCAUCUUAUUCCUGUGGCUAAAUCUAGUUUUUCAAUACUGUGACCAACCCCAAACAAAUUAAAUUAUCCUGCAUCGUAUCGAUGGUGGAGGCAGAGGUCUGACACACAUCUGAAAACCUGGACGAAUAAAACCAAAACUAUCUGCAUGUAUUUGUUUGUUUUGUUUUUUUUCUUUUGGUAGUUGUUGAAUUGACCCUUUUUUAUUGUCUGUGGUUGAAAUCAUCAAUAGGGAGUCAUGUACCUGAAAUAAGCUCUUAAAUUGUGAAAGUUUAGGGAAUAAUUUGUGACUUAAGAGUUCAGCCUGCCAGCUGGUCUGUUACACCCUGCUGGAGGCUGGGAGUUGUGGGACAGUUGUCCAGUGCUGCACUGGUUUAAGCACAGAACAGAAUCCUGUCCAAUUAUAAACUUGAUUGGUCAGUUAAAACAUAACUAAGACCAUGGCGACGCAUGUUAUAUUUAAAAUCGUACAUUUCUUAAUGUGCUCAGCUGAAAAUGAGAGAAUUGCAAACUUGCAAAUCAAACUCGACCUGAAAUGAGUAACUACCUUCACUGUGCUGUCCCAGAAAUUCCUACAUAUGGAUUUUAAAAGUUACUUAACUUACAGAUAUGUAUGUGAUGGUUAGGGACUGAGAGGGGAAAAAUACAUUUUAAUGGGUUUUUUUUCCUGUUGUGUACAGUUUUUAUGCUCAAUAUAAAAUAAAUAAUUUUAUAUAUAUAUUUUUUUUAUAACUGUUUUAGCAAAGCUUGCACUGUUGCCAUGUUUGCCCUGAGUUAUACU
Molecule: messenger RNA, 2733 nt
Organism: Micropterus salmoides (largemouth bass)
Lineage: Eukaryota; Metazoa; Chordata; Actinopteri; Centrarchiformes; Centrarchidae
Product: RING finger protein 223-like
Exons: 2
Coding region: 130-600 (156 amino acids)
Biological process (GO): protein ubiquitination
Molecular function (GO): ubiquitin protein ligase activity
Source: RefSeq, a predicted model, not a curated record